This is a messenger RNA of Trametes versicolor FP-101664 SS1, 906 nucleotides long. Its product is annotated as TLD-domain-containing protein. Gene Ontology annotation, biological process: response to oxidative stress. Lineage: Eukaryota; Fungi; Basidiomycota; Agaricomycetes; Polyporales; Polyporaceae. The record is from RefSeq and is a predicted model, not a curated record. The transcript is spliced from 4 exons. Bases 1 to 906 code for a protein of 301 amino acids. Gene Ontology annotation, cellular component: nucleus.
AUGGUGUCUUCCUUGCUAUCCUCCGCAAUACGCUCCUCCGCCUCUCGUCCCGCAGUCUCUACACCCAGCCCGAGCGGCUCGCACACCGAUGAUCUAUCUGCAUCACGUCUACCGCCCACGGCCUCGGCCGUCGCUUCUCAUCUUGCAGGCUUCUCCCGGUCUGCGCCUCACUCGCGCGCCGCGACAGUGUCCGAGGGUCUUCCCGGGGCCGCGCUCGAUUCAUCGAUCACACACGGCUCGCCCUUCGCGUCGCAUACAUUUGUACCUCCUUCGGGGGCGCCGGGCUUCACGGGCGACCGCAAGUGGAACAAGGGCUUCGAGUUUGACAAGACGCAGGUGGAGCGCAAGAGCGUGCGGCUCAACGGCCGCAGAGAAAUGACUGUUCCUGUGCUCACCGUCGAGAUCGCGGACAUGAUACGACCGUUCUUCCCCGCCCUGGCGCGCCUCCCACGCGCGUGGACGCUGCUCUACAGUCUCGACCAGCAUGGGAUCUCGCUGAACACGCUGUACACGCGCUGCCAGGACUUCAAGGGCAGUGCGCUCAUGAUCAUCCGCGACGCGAACAAUGCGGUGUUUGGCGCGUGGAUGGGCGAGGGUAUACACCCCUCAAAAGGCGCAUACUACGGCAGCGGCGAAUCGUUCUUGUGGCAACUCUCGGGGGCGGACCGGGUGCGGGUGUUCAAGUGGACGGGCAAGAACGACUACGUCGCGCUCUGCGAGCCCGACUAUAUCUCCUUCGGCGGCGGCGACGGCCACUACGGGCUGUGGCUGGACGAGACGCUCUCGGACGGCUCGUCCGCGCGCUGUCUGACGUUCGACAACGAGCCGCUGUGCUCGCCGGGCAAGCGCCAGGGCGAGACCGUCACGUUCGAGUGCGUUGCGCUCGAGGUCUGGGGGAUUGGCUGA